This is a messenger RNA of Ipomoea triloba (trilobed morning glory), 3451 nucleotides long. RefSeq names its product kinesin-like protein KIN-8B. The record is from RefSeq and is a predicted model, not a curated record. Gene Ontology annotation, biological process: microtubule-based movement. Gene Ontology annotation, molecular function: microtubule binding; microtubule motor activity; ATP binding. Lineage: Eukaryota; Viridiplantae; Streptophyta; Magnoliopsida; Solanales; Convolvulaceae. Bases 674 to 2794 code for a protein of 706 amino acids. The transcript has 16 exons.
UACGAAAAAAUUAAUCCGAUCAACAUUUUACUACUUAAUUGAAUCGGUUCAACGUUCAAGCAAAAACACUGUAUCCGAAACUCCACUCCGUGGCCUUCUGCAAUUUUCCCAGCCCGCGUCAAAACGCAAAUGCUACAAUUUAAACGGCACCGAGAGGGCGAGAGUAGAUGAUAAUCGCAUCGCCGCACAGUAUUCAAUGCAAUGGCCCUGCUAGUAAACCCACCUCCUCCAAAUCAAAUUCAAAUUCAGAUUGAAUUUGAUUCCUUCGAUGCAGCUCAGUCCUCUCCCACCUUUUCCGAUCUCUUUCAUUCGUCUCGUUCUCUCUCUUCGUCGCCGGAGUCCGGCUGAUUCAGCUGGAAGCGGUCGCCGUUGCAGUAGCAUUUUCCCGUUUCUGCUUAAAUGCGCUUGAUUUUCAGCUGAACUUCGACAUCGCGAUAGGUUUUUUCGUUGCAGACGUGUGUUGACUUUGAGGACUUGUGCUGUGUGUUCAGCUAGCUGCUACGAUUCGAAAUUUGAAUUCGUUGGAGAGGGUUUGAAGUUUGUGUAGCGUGUUAGGGUUGUAGAGGGAGCAGAAUCCUUGUUUGGCGAGGUGUUGUGUUUACUGUUUAGUUCAGAUUGAUCUUGAAAGCAGUUUUGAAUUUCAAGUGGAUUUUGGGGCGGAUGGUGGUUAAGCAUGCCUAGCAUUAGAGCUCCAGCUACCAAGAGAACAACUACUCUAACGGUGGCCAUAAAGUGUCGACCAUUGACGGAAAGAGAACACGGUCGCAGUAUAGUUAGACUCCAUAACGACAAAGAGGUACUUGUUUUGGAUCCUGACCUGUCAAAGGAUUACCUUGAACGCAUACGGAAUCAUACCAAAGAGAGAAGAUAUUCUUUUGAUUAUGCAUAUGGACCUAACUCCAGCAAUUUGGAUGUUUACAAGAAAAGUAUUCAAUCUACAAUAGUUGGAGUUAUUCAAGGGCUCAAUGCAACUGUGUUUGCUUAUGGAUCAACAGGCAGUGGUAAAACAUAUACAAUGGUUGGGACUAAAGAUGAUCCUGGACUUAUGGUUCUCAGUCUGAAUACAAUUUUUGAUCUUAUUAACAAGGAUAACAGCUCUGACAAAUUUGAAGUUACUUGCUCUUACCUUGAAGUAUACAAUGAGGUUAUUUAUGACUUACUUGAGAAAUCAUCAAGUCACUUGGAGCUUAGAGAGGAUCCAGAGCAAGGCAUAGUGGUUGCUGGUUUGAGAUGCAUUAAGGUGAAGUCAGCUGAUAAAAUUCUUGAGCUUUUAAAUUUGGGGAAUAGUAGGCGAAAAACUGAUAGCACUGAAGCAAAUGAGGCUUCCUCACGCUCACAUGCAGUGCUGGAGAUAAAAGUUACAAGAAAACAGAGUGCAAAAUAUCCUAAUCAGGUUAUUAAAGGAAAACUUGCACUUGUAGAUCUAGCUGGAAGUGAACGAGCGUCUGAAACAAAUAGUGGGGGCCUGAAGUUAAGAGAUGGUGCUAAUAUUAAUAGGUCACUGCUUGCUUUGGCAAACUGCAUAAAUGCUCUGGGAAAACAACAGAAGAAGGGUCUAGCGUAUGUUCCUUAUCGUAACAGCAAAUUGACGCGUAUUCUUAAAGAUGGCCUGAGUGGUAAUUCUCAGACAAUAAUGAUCGCCACCAUAUCUCCAGCAGAUAGUCAGUACCACCAUACUGUUAACACUUUGAAAUAUGCUCACCGAGCAAAGGAAAUUAAGACACAUAUUCAGAAAAAUGUUGGCACAAUAAACUCUCAUGUUUCAGACUACCAAAGAAUGAUUGAUAGUCUUCAAAAUGAGGUUAGCCAAUUGAGGAAGGAACUAGCUGAGAAAGAAUCUCAACUAAGUGCUAUGCCUACUGAAAAAUAUUCGGACAAUGAACUUUCUUGGUUGGAGACAUUGAGCCUAGAAACAAGUGAAAAUGUUCAGGAGAGGAUAAAUUUACAGAAGGCUUUAUUUGAGAUUGAAGAAACCAAUACACACAACCGCACUGAACUCCAGCAUCUUGACGAUGCAAUUGCAAAACAACAGACAAUUGAAAGCAGAGGAGCAGUUGUGCAGGCUCUCAGAUCAAGGCGUCAGGUCAUUCUUGACAACAUUCGUGAUAAUGAUGAACUUGGUGUAAAAUAUCAGAAGGAAAUUGAAGCAAAUGAGAAUCGCAGGCUUGAGCUACAAGCUAUGGUUGAGGAAGCCAUAGGCAACAAUGGGAACAAAACAUACCUGCGAAUUCUCAGUCAAUACAGACUCCUGGGAAUGUCUAAUACUGAGCUUCAGUUUGAAAUAGCAAUGAGAGAUCAAGUCAUUUACAAUCAAAGGGCAGCACAAACAAAACUGUGGAAUUUACUUCUGAGCUUAGGCCUGGAUGAGAAGCAGAUAUUGGACCUUGUUGCCAAGCAAGGAAUAACAAUUGAAGACCGGGUGAUGACACCACAGCUUAAGCUUUCAGGUAGGACACAACCCCAAAAUAUGCAAGGUGGAAGAUAUACUCCAAUUUCCUCUCUAUCCACUUCAAGGCACUUCACCAACUUGCCCGGUGGCCUUCCACAUGAUCAAUACUUUUGUGCUAGACCAUUUAUCAUAGAGAAUCAGAAACUCCCUCAAACGUACUGCAGAGAAGAUCGUCAUAGUUCAUAUCAGUAUUCUCAUGAUUACUCCCUUCCAGCUUAUACAGGGCCUAGUAGAGGUGGAUAUUGGACUAGUAGCAUGCCAAGUUCCCAAUAUGGCAUUCCUGACAAACAUAUUCAGGAUUUCUGCAGUUCACAUAUGCAGACAAGAAGCCAAUUUCCUCCAUGAAGCGAGAGCAGUAUGUCUACUUCAUUCACUCAACCAUUAUACAGCAACAGCAGUGUCAGGUAGCAAUUGAACCCGGGAAAGUAUUUACCGAGUGAUGAUGGAUUGCAAAUGCCUUUUUUCAAAGUACUCCGUAAUUCUCAGGCUUGGGACUCAGGCUGUACAGUAUUCAACUCUACCCUUGUAUUUUGUAAACCAAUACAAUUGAACCUGAACAAUCAAUCUCAGUGGUGCUGCUGCCUUCUCCUAUGUUGCACUGUAACAAGUUUCUUGUGCCCAUAACCUUUUGAUUCUCUCUCAGCCACCUAACUUCAAAAAGAUCCUUUCUACUUUUGUCUCAUCCUCUGUAAGAAUUACAUAGCCUGAGCCAUAGUUGCACUCACUUGCACUUGCACCUGAACCCAACUAGAUUCAUUUGUCAUACUUCAAUUCAAUUGAUUUUUCGGUGUAUCCAGGAAGAUGUGUGAUCAGCGAUCUUAUAUUGUAGCUACGAAGUACAUGAACCUAGUUUAGACUUUAGACACUUGGUAAAUAGCAGGACAGAGUUGCUGGAAGGAGACUGCUAAACUGUCAGUUGACUUUUCUCCAUACGGAGUACAAUUUUUGUCUGAUUUUUCUGUGUCAAAGAUUGGGGUUAAUCGAAUUUCCUAUUCUGUGUCA